UCAGGAGUCGGCUACGAGGGUUUGGGCUAUUUCUCAAUUGAGAAACCCUAUACCAGCCCACAACGACGUAAUGACGUUUGCCCCGAGUCACCCGACGUGAUCAAACGCUCUUAUCUUUCCUACCAGUACGAUAUGUCAACUCCACACAAGAGGGUCCGAGAGCCUCAAAUCCUUGAUGCCAGAUAUCCCACAGACGCCCUCAAUAAGUGGACCAAUUAUAAAGCAGGCCCAACAAUAAUCCUCUUCCACGGGAUUCGGGGUAAAAAUGAGGACACUCCCUGGUUAAAGGAAAUGGCGGAUGCGCUGCUCGAGCAAGGAGACUAUAAUGUGAUCAUCGUUGAUUGGUCGGGAGGUAGCAGUUUUUACUUCGGCUAUUUCUUGUCCGCCUUCUCCGGAGAUUUCAGUUUCCCUUUCACUCGGGCUGCAGCCAACAGCAGGGUUGUCGCAGCGCAGUUGGCCAACAUUAUCAGCCAUCUGAUUAAUUCUACUGGCCUGACUCCGGGAGAUUUCCAUCUCAUAGGGCAUAGCAUUGGGGCGCAUUUGGCGGGGGAAAUUGGACGCCGAAUCCCUGGUAUUGGACGGAUAUCAGGUCUUGAUCCGUGUGGUCCAAGAUACACGGGCACAAGCCCGGUGGUACGACUGGAUCCAUCUGACGCCGUUCGUGUCGACGUCAUACAUACAAACAUGGCCAAAUCUGUUUUUAACGGUAUUGGCACCACUGACUCCAGCGGUCAUGCUGACUUCUAUCCCAACGGAGGGCGCAAUCAGCCGGGAUGUGAUCUGGUCUCAGCUAUAUUAAAGGGUAUUAGUAAUUAUCCGUCCUGUAGCCAUAGCAGAGCACAUCAAUAUUACAUCAGCAGCAUCGACCCGAAGAACCAGUUCAAUUCGUUCCCGUGUAACAGUGAGUCAGACUUUAAGGGCGGUCGGUGCCAAAGCUGCGGCGAUGCUGGAUGCUCACGCAUGGGAUUCUACGCAGACAAAUAUAUAGAUCCCAACAAACAGAACGUAUCCUACUAUCUGGAAACAGCAGCUGAGCCGCCUUACGCUCUUGACAAUGAUGCGACAAACAAUGCAUAA
Messenger RNA from Candidula unifasciata, 1077 nucleotides. NCBI's taxonomy places the organism in Eukaryota, Metazoa, Mollusca, Gastropoda, Stylommatophora, Geomitridae. The record is from the annotation of a GenBank genome assembly.